GAACGGUGUUUGGUGUUCGGUGGUGCACUGACUGACUGGUGCAUGGCGGCUGCAUGGGCCGACGACUGGCGGGUCGUUCGCUGUGUUGGCUUGUCAGUAAGUCAGCGACUAGCCAGUCUACAGUACAGUACACUCCGAUCCUCUACACCGCACCCCAGGGUGGUGGCCCUGAUGGCCCUGAUGCAUGGCUAACUGCCUCACUUCAACAUGGCGCUCCCCACUGCUCGCUCUUAGCGCGACGUCAAUUGGGUUUCAUCUUCUGCCAAAUCAUGUGGACUCCGCAACCUCUGGUUAUCAAGGGGGACAUGUCAUCGAUCUGUACUUAGCGUUGUCCCACACCACACCCCACCCACAUACUCCUCUCCCCCCAACCGGUAUCAUCUUACUCGAGGACAGUACUGUACCUCCCCCCCCCCGCGGCGUUAUUCGAAGAAGAUUUCAGGCUACCGAGCUUUGAAUAGCAAUUCGUUCUUACCCAUGCUCUAAUUUCUCCCUUCCCCGCUCUCUUCUGAUUCUUCCGGUCACCGCGAGUAUCGCGUCUUUGAUGCCCAAUGCGUGAG
Molecule: messenger RNA, 560 nt
Organism: Aspergillus japonicus CBS 114.51
Lineage: Eukaryota; Fungi; Ascomycota; Eurotiomycetes; Eurotiales; Aspergillaceae
Exons: 1
Coding region: 185-457 (90 amino acids)
Source: RefSeq, a predicted model, not a curated record